UAUCACUACCAAGGCCACAUCAUCCUUAGCGGAUAUUUACUUUCACUUCUCUUCCUUAAAGCUGACUUUAACGUCCAGACGCAGCGCAGAAGAGUUUCCUGUUUUUAGGAAGACCGAGAUCUGAACUGCACCAUCAUCACAAUCCUGGGACAAUGACUCAGUAGAUCAGGAAAGGGGGGCUUCAAGGCGGCAGUGGUCUCAUCUGCUCUCCUCCACAAGGGCAGCAGUCUCUCCUCCUCUCCAGUCUCUUCUCGGCGCAGUGUUUCUUGAAAAGGCUGAACUGUUCGCUCCGUGAGCAGGAUCGUGUCCCUGCUCGGCUCAGCUGAGUGACAUGGCACUGAGACACUGAGCUGUCCGUCAGCAGCAUCCUGCACCAUGGACGCUCUCCGGCGGCCACGGAGCCCCACGCUGCCCGUGUGGAUGUUACUGAGCUCGGUGACGGGGCUGAAGGCGGAGGACGACGCUAUGGAAGAACUUGCCACCGAGAAGGAGGCGGAGGAAAGUCACCGACAGGACAGCGUUAAUUUGCUGACAUUCAUUCUGCUGCUGACCUUAACCAUCCUCACUAUAUGGCUCUUCAAACACAGACGGGUCCGUUUCCUUCACGAAACCGGCCUGGCGAUGAUUUACGGUCUGCUGGUCGGUGUGAUUCUGCGGUAUGGCAUUCCCGCCACCAGCUAUCACAACAAGACGCCCCCGAGCUGCUCGCUAAAGGAGGGACCUGUCAGCACCCUGCUGCUCAACGUCAGCGGAAAGUUCUUUGAGUACACGCUCAAAGGGGAGAUCAACUCCAGAGAGAUCCACAAUGUGGAGCAGAACGACAUGCUGCGCAAGGUGACGUUUGAUCCUGAAGUCUUCUUCAACAUCUUGCUGCCUCCGAUUAUUUUCCACGCUGGAUACAGUCUCAAGAAGAGACAUUUCUUCAGGAAUCUGGGCUCCAUCAUCACAUACGCUUUUCUUGGCACAGCCAUCUCUUGUUUUGUCAUCGGGAACCUAAUGUACGGUGUGGUCAAACUGAUGCAAGCGGUCGGUCAGCUGACGGAUAAGUUUUACUACACAGACUGCCUCUUCUUUGGAGCUAUAAUCUCUGCCACAGACCCGGUGACUGUUUUGGCUAUCUUUAAUGAGCUCCAUGCAGACGGGGAUUUAUAUGCUCUGCUGUUUGGAGAAAGUGUGAUGAACGAUGCAGUUGCCAUCGUACUCUCUUCGUCUAUCGUGGCGUAUCAGCCCAGUGGAGCUAACACGCACAUGUUUGAUGCCUCAGCCUUUUUUAAGUCAGUGGGGGUGUUUCUGGGUAUUUUCAGUGGCUCCUUUGUGAUGGGAGCAGCCACAGGAGUCGUCACCGCUCUCGUCACCAAGUUCACCAAGCUGCACUGCUUCCCGCUGCUGGAGACGGCACUCUUCUUCCUCAUGUCUUGGAGCACCUUCCUGCUGGCAGAGGCGUGUGGGUUCACAGGUGUUGUCGCUGUGCUGUUCUGUGGCAUCACUCAGGCUCACUACACGUACAACAACCUCUCGGAAGAGUCCACCAAACGCACCAAACAGCUCUUUGAGGUCCUUCACUUCCUGGCAGAGAAUUUCAUCUUCUCCUACAUGGGUCUGGCUCUGUUCACCUUCCAGAAUCACAUUUUCAGCCCUAUUUUCAUCAUAGGGGCUUUUAUUGCAAUAUUCAUCGGAAGAGCUUUUCAUAUCUACCCACUGUCCUUCCUCCUCAAUCUCGGCCGACGGCACAAGAUCAAGGGAAACUUCCAGCACAUGAUGAUGUUUGCAGGUCUGCGUGGAGCGAUGGCGUUUGCCUUAGCUAUCCGGGACACAGCCACCUAUGCACGCCAGAUGAUGUUCACCACCACGCUGCUCAUCGUCUUCUUCACUGUCUGGGUGUUUGGCGGGGGGACGACACCCAUGCUCUCCUGGCUGCACAUCAGGGUUGGUGUGGAUCAAGACCAGGACCAGCAGCCAUGUGGAGACAAUUUCCAAGUCCUACAGGGGGAUGGCGCCCAGGCUGAAGGACAAAGUAAAACCAAACAGGAGAGUGCGUGGCUCUUCAGACUGUGGUACACCUUCGAUCACAAUUACCUAAAGCCUAUUCUGACACACAGCGGCCCUCCCCUCACGUCCACUCUGCCUGCAUACUGUGGGCCGCUGGCGAGCUGUCUGACCAGCCCGCAGGCGUACGAGAACCACGAGCAGCUGAGAGACCAUGACUCUGACCUCCGCAACGACAGCGACCUGACCUUCACGUUCGGUGAUACUGCCAUCACAGCAAAUGGGGCGUCCGGAGGCAGCGGGGAUGCGGCUGGAGGGACUGGCUGGAGCGCCAACGGGAAGAGGAGCGGCAGCACAUCAGAAGAGGCGCUUGAGCGUGAGCUGGACUCCCGCGAGCAGGAGCUGCUGAGUCGAGGAACACGGCUGGUUUUCCCCAUGGAGGAUCACGUCUGACGCUCCCCUUCUUUUCACCUUCUCACCAACCUUUCUGCCCUUACCCCCAGCCCGCCUCGUCCAUCAGCUGUCUCUCUACGUACUGCAGGGAGAGCGUCUGGUCCCUCAGAGAAUGCUGAAAGGAGACAAGACGGGAGGUCCUUGGAGGCUCUUGGAGGAGAGCUCAAGGCGCAUUUCAUCUUCAUCACAGAUCUGCAGUUUGGAGACGUGUCCUCUGGUGCACUAGGAGAUAAAAUCAAAACAUUAUUAUACUGUGAUUCAGUUUCUUCUGAACAAACAGAGGAAAAAUUUGAGCAGAAAAUGGAGACAAAAGGUCCUCAUAAGAUAAAAUCAGCACGCUUGAGCAUUUACAUGUUCAGCCAGAGUGAGAAAGAAGUUGAAACACUUCCUGGAGGCCCUCGCCAUCUUCAUCUGACCCAUUUGUCCUCAGAGAACCCAUCAGGAUAAGAAAAGCCUUUGAAAUCAAACCACAUUUAAAAGGUGAAAUGAGGCAGAACAUAAACCAAGCUUUAAUAGAUCAAAUUAGAGUCCUGUGGUCAAAGUAUCAUUCAUGUGUUUGUGCGGAUGCCCUUUGUGUGAGGGGAGCGACCCUUUCAGCCUCCGCAGCCCGUCAUGGGUGAAGUAACCAGGCUGAAGAAUGCAAGCAUGUAAAUAGCUACAACACUGAGCUUUGUUCCUCUUUCUUGAGGCUGCUUCUCUUUCAGCAUUACACCCCCAGACUGUAACAAACAGCAUUGUAUCGUGUCUUGAAGCUGGUUCAGAUAUUCCUCCUUCUUCUCGGCUGCUUUUCAAAAAAAUACCACCAUCUGGAGCAAAGCGAUUUGCUGAUUAUGAUGUUGUGUCCUAUGGAAUAAUGCUCACUUCCCUAAUCUUUGAAAAUGGACACAAAAAAGGGAACUAAAACGACAAAUUUCCACAAUUACAACGCAGUUUAACUCUAGAAAAUAAAGGGCAGGUCUUCGUAGGUUCUUGCAAAAACACAUUUUGGCUACUAACUGAGAUGCCUACGUUUUUGUUUGGCUAUAUCUAAUGGUUUAUAUGCAGAGAAUUUUCUUGAUUAACAUCGGCUUUAAAAAUACAGAAAAAUGUGGCAAAUGUCCAUCCCAGAAUGUUGGGAUGCCUGAGAUUUUGUUUUACAGGCAAUAAUAUUUUAAAAAGUCAGAAAAAAGGAUGUUUUAACAAAGAAGAGCAGUGUUGCCUCACGCAGGAGAAGCUGGAACAAGAGAAAUCUGACAUUUUGGCUCCAAAAUCCACUCAUUUUGAUCAAAUGCAUAAAUUUAGUCCAUGUAGGAAAGCAUGAAACAGCUGCAGAAUAGUUCUCCAACUUUUCCUUUCCAAGUGCAACUUGAAUAAAGAAAAAUUAAAAGCCAAGGAGAGAAGCACAUUGCAUUCACAUGAGAAACAUGUUUUUCUUCUCUCUAAAUGGCUGCAGAAGUUCAUUUGAGGAUGCAAGCAUGGCCGACUGUUUAGUUUAAUCCAGUAUUAUUUCUGUCUGGGUGUGAAAUAUUUGGAAAUACUCAUGAAAAAGGCCACUGGAUCUGAGCCUGAUUAGUAGCAGCAACUGCAUGAAGGUGAGAGCUUCAGUGUCAGCUUGGAUUUUUGGUGUACCGGAUGAUAUCCAUAAAAAAUCAGCUUUGAAAAAAACAGAGCAGAAAUAUAUUUUUCACAAAAACUUGAGAAAGUGUCAGCAAAAUUAUAUUUCUUCCUGUGAAUGCAAUACACUUCAGUAGAGAUUUAUGAUAUGCAAAAGAUUUUGUAAUAUAUUGCUUGCCUAAAACCUCACCAAGCAGUGCUAAUCCUUAACAUUAACGCCUUUUUAAAAUGUUUUCUUUUUGGUCUUUUUGCCUUUAAUUUGAUAGGACAGCUGAAGAGAGAGAGGAAACAUGGGGAUAGAGAGUAGGGGAAGACAUGCACCAAACAGAGCUGGGAUCAAGGUUAAAUUUUACAACCUGUUUGUGGAGGACUGAAGCCUCUGAAUAUGGGGACCAGCUCUAACUGAGCUAAACCUACAUCCAACACAGCGUUUAUUCCCCUUAAACCAUGUUAUAGAUGUCACCAUGCUGUCUUUACAGCAGGGAUGUCCAAACUAUGGACAUUGUCCACAUUUUUAAUGGCCCACCGCAAAUUGAUAAAGUAAUUGCCCAUUAUUACAGGCAAGUAAAAGCUAGAUAUUGGUAUUGAUAUUAAAGAUAUGAACAUUUCUCCUGAUAUACUGUAUACCAGUGGUUCUCAGCUGGUCUAGACUCAGGACCCACCUGUUUCUUUAAUGACAAACUGUGGCCCAAAUUUAAAAGAAAAAAAAAAUCAACUUUAGUUUAAGGACUAAUGUUGCAGUUUAGAUUUUGGAUUGAACAAAAUAUAUGACUGAAAAAAGAGACCAGACAUAAAUAACAUGUUUGGCACCCCAUUUUCCAGCCAAAGAAUCUUGAUUAUUUUUAACGCCCUGACAUCUCAAGACAAAAGAAUUACAGCAUUAACAUUAACACAAGUCUCACCGGUUUCUGUUUCAUCAUAGCCAAGGCACCCCUGAAAUCUGAUUGGCCAACCAAAAGCUAGUACUGACUGGGAAGCUGUCAUAUCUCUAAGCAUAUUUAAUUACUAAGCAUAUUUUAAUCUACAUUGUAUUAGUUUUACUAACUUUAAUUCUCUAAAGGUGAUGUAUAUCAAAGUGACCCAUCAAAGUGGCGUUUCUUUUAUUUGGCAUUUAAUCAAAAAAGUUUGGACAGCCCUGUUCUAGAGUCCUCCAAAUCUAUCAUAUAUCUUUUGAGAGAUCUGAUUUAAGUAAUAAUAGCUGAACUUUCGACCCUUAAAUGUCUCUUCAUUUCUCAGGCCAUUUUGCCUUUUUUAAUGUCUUAAAAGAACAAAAUAAAAUGAAAAAUUCAAACCACCUCUACAUCAGGAGCCAGCUCUGAGAACCAACUCGUGCAUGAAUGACACAUCAUGACUCUCAUAGCUUGUUGAAUUAUUUCAAAUUGUAAGGACAUUGUGAGGCUUACUUGCAAAUCGUACUUCUUUGUUUCCUUUAAAAGUAUGCAAAUAGGAUGGGACAAAAUGGGGUGGAAAAGCUGCUAAAGAGGCCCUUUAGCUUGUGGCUGAUGCAUUCUCAGUGCUAGCUGCCUCCCUGCACAGAGCAUGCAGGAAUACUAAGCCAUGGAAAUGAAGUAUGGACUUCAGACGUCCUCAGACUUGGUCCAAUCCUUUCUUAUGUCUAUGGUUUGCGUGCUCACUCUGAACAUUUCUGAUAUUUUUGUUUAAUCUAAAAAAAUCCCAACAGACUCAUUCCCAAAAUGUCAAACUCCUGCUUUUAACUGACUGUACAGCAGGGACAUUUCAUCUGGCAGUAUCUGCAGCACAUUAAUAAUGAUAAUAUACUGCAGAGACUUCCCUGAGGUUUGAUUACAAGAAGCCUGAACAUCCGUUUCCCUGAAAGAUGCAGCAUACUGAUAAUAAAGAGAACACAUGUUGUUCUCUUCUGCCUCCUUUUACAAUAAAAAAAUAGGAACUAUGUAGAGCCUUUUUUCCAGAGACAAUGCCUCAUUAUGCAAUGGAUUUUCAUUUUUACAGCAGGUAUGACACUGCAUAAUCAUUUCUCUUGAGGCCCCUGCAGCAGAGAUUAUUUUUAAAUGGUUUGGAAAUCAUCGCCAGCAUGCAAAUCCUCCAUACAAGACAGCAGCUUCUAAAUGUCAGUGUUAGUUCAUGUUCAACACUUCCCAAUCCCCGUGGGUUUGUUUCACACCUAUGGAUAUGAAACCCUUUAUGCAACAUCAGUUAUGAAAUUCUGUCUUUGAACCUAUGGGAGUUCCUCCUACACAGCAUGAUUAUGAGAAAAUUUGAUCCUUUGAUGCUGUUUUUUCAGUCUUUCAAAAUAAUGUAAAUAGAAGCAUUAUACCGUGAAGAUUUAUGCAGGUUUACAGAGCUGUUUCUGGGCCUCGUAGGCUUGCAAAGCAGCCAGUGAACCAACUCUCUCUGGGAGUAUGAGGAGGUUUUUUCAGUUUUUGUUCCAGGGCAUUACCGCAUUUUGUUCCCUUUCCCACGUCUAGACAUCUGAACCUCUCCCUGCUUGAAAUUCACCACACAACACGUGUCGCCUUUUGUUUUCUCCUUCCUCUGCCGGUUGCAUUUAUGCACGAGUACAGAGGGGCAGGUGUGAAAGGCUCGAUUGUGCAGGUUGAGUCUGAGGCAGAAACCCCGCACAAGUUUUAUGUCUCUCAAGGGAUCUUGGAGAGGAAAUGAGUGUCGUUAUGUAAGCUGUUGCUGAGCUGUUUGCACUGUGGGUCAUUUUAAUUCUAGCCUGAGAGACAAGUAUUGCAAGGCUGUGCUUUCCAACAACUACUAUUCUUGAUAGUGAAACCUCGUCUGUUUCUAGGGCAUUAAAUAAUCACUUGUUCGCCAUUUGUCUGAACUGUUAGACUUGGACUUCUGCUCACACAGGAAUGGUUACACAGCCUUUUAAUUUGCAGCAGAUAGAAUAUUCUCUGUUGACUGUGCAAAACAAGACAAAACUGUGAGAAUUCACCCAUAAUUUCCGCUACAUUGACUAACAUCACUGAAGGAAAAGACAUCAACAUGUCAGAGAGACUUUUAAGAUGCAGGAGCACUUUAUGGACAGCAGCAUCGUGGAUGAUGGGCAGAGUAAUGGCACUUUACCUCAAGCAGAGGACACUCUUAUAACCGUCAUGUGCACUCUUAUCCAGACUGUUGUGCUGUCAGUUGUCUUGCUGGCUAUAUUUAAAGCUCUCUGUACCUGAGAAAUAUGAGAUGUAGCUCAAUUGUCAAAAUGUGCACCUGUUGUUUACUAGUAGCAACUGGCUGCCUUGUUCUACCUGCCAUGGAUUGCAUGUCAACAUGUUAAUAAAAAUUUGUCGAAUUA
This is a messenger RNA of Cheilinus undulatus (humphead wrasse), 7309 nucleotides long. It is a transcript of the gene slc9a7, whose product is annotated as solute carrier family 9 member 7. Bases 376 to 2439 code for a protein of 687 amino acids. Gene Ontology annotation, cellular component: recycling endosome; membrane. The record is from RefSeq and is a predicted model, not a curated record. Gene Ontology annotation, biological process: sodium ion transport; regulation of pH; proton transmembrane transport. The transcript has 16 exons. Lineage: Eukaryota; Metazoa; Chordata; Actinopteri; Labriformes; Labridae. Gene Ontology annotation, molecular function: sodium:proton antiporter activity.